Messenger RNA from Insectozyma verbasci, 1752 nucleotides. Lineage: Eukaryota; Fungi; Ascomycota; Pichiomycetes; Serinales; Debaryomycetaceae. The record is from the annotation of a GenBank genome assembly.
AUGUCAAAUUCAAAUUCAAAUUCAGAUCAAAUUACUUUAGGUACUUAUUUAUUUAAAAGAUUAAAUCAAAAACCAGUUGAUGUUAAAAAUGUUUUCGGAGUCCCUGGGGAUUUCAAUUUAGCAUUAUUAGACCACAUUGAUGAAGUUGAAGGUAUGAAAUGGGUUGGAAGUGUUAAUGAAUUAAAUGCUGGUUAUUCAGCUGAUGGUUAUUCAAGAGUUAAAAAUGGAUUUUCAGCUUCUGGUUCUGCAAUUGGAGCUGUUAUUACAACUUUUGGUGUUGGUGAAUUAUCAGCAGUUAAUGCAAUUGCUGGUGCUUAUUCAGAACAUAUUGGUUUGGUUCAUAUUGUUGGUAUUCCAUCAAUUGAAGCACAAAAGCAAGAAUUAUUAUUACAUCAUACUUUAGGAAAUGGUGAUUUUACAGUUUUUCAAAAAAUCUCCCAAUUUAUAUCAGAAACAACUGCUGCAUUAUCAGAUAUCAAUACUGCAUGUGAAGAAAUUGAUAGAGUUAUUGAAUCAGCUUUUGUUAAUCAAAGACCAACUUAUUUAGCUUUCCCAUCAAAUUUGGUCAAUUCAAAAGUUCCAAAAUCAAAAUUAGAUAAACCAUUAAAUUUAACUCCACCACCAAAUAAUAAACAGAUACAAGAAGAAGUUUUAGAUACUAUAAUUGAUUUACUUGCAAAAUCUAAAAGUCCAGUCAUUAUAGUUGAUGCAUGUUGUAAUAGACAUAAUGCAACUUAUGAAGCAAGUAAAUUAAUUGAAUUAUCAAAUUUUAGAUUUGCUGUUACACCAAUGGCUAAAGGUUCAAGAGAUAUUGAUGAAAGUGAUCCAAGAUUUAUUGGUUGUUAUGUUGGUGAUUUAUCAUAUCCACAAGUUAAAGAUUUAGUUGAAUCAUCGGAUUUAGUUCUAUCUUUAGGUGCUGUUUUAUCAGAUUUCAAUACUGGUGCAUUUUCAUAUUCAUUAGAUACUUCAAAAGUUGUUGAAUUCCAUUCAGAUUAUACUAAAAUUAAAUCAGCUCAAUAUCCAAAAAUUAGAAUGAAGGAAUUAUUAGGUAAAUUAGUUGAAUCACCAAAAUUAAAAGAAAUUGUUGAAAAGAAUGAAAAACCGGUCAUUAAAACUGAUGAAUUUGAACCAGUACAAUUAAAAGAUGACGAAACAAUUACUCAAGCUUGGUUAUGGACUAAUUUAGGUGGUUGGUUAAAAGAAGGUGAUGUUAUCAUAACUGAAACUGGUACUUCAAAUUUCGGUAUAAUUCAAACAAAAUUCCCAAAAAAUACAAUUGGUAUUUCACAAGUUUUAUGGGGUUCUAUUGGUUAUUCAGUUGGAGCAGCUGCUGGUGCAGUUAUUGCAGCUGAAGAAGUUGAUAAAUCAAGAAGAGUUAUAUUAUUUGUUGGUGAUGGUUCAUUACAAUUAACUGUUCAAGAAUUAUCAACAAUGGUUAGACAUAAAAAUAAUAUUUACAUCUUUGUUAUAAACAAUUCAGGUUUUACAAUUGAAAGAUUAAUUCAUGGCUUACAUGCUUCAUAUAAUGAUAUUCAAUCAUGGGAACAUACCGAUUUAUUAAAAUUAUUCAAAGCUGAAAAUUUUGAAUCAUUAAGAGUUAACAAUGUUGGAGAAAUUAAAAAAUUAUUUGCUGAUGAAGAAUUUUCAAAAAAUACUAAAAUAAGAUUAGUUGAAGUUAUGAUGGAAAUGUUAGAUGCACCAGAAAAUUUGGUUAAACAAGCAGAAAAAUCAUCAGAAACUAAUGAUGGUUAA